UUUCGCUGAUUCGUUUGUUGCGAUUCACACGUGCUUUCAUUGUAUUGCGAUUGAAAAUAGUUUGAAAUUUUCCAAAAAAAUUCGACAAAAAGUCCAACAAAUCGCCCAAAACAUGGAAGUGGAUAAAAGUGCCAACAUUGAUACUGAUGCUUUUUUGCCGCCAGCUGGUAGACAGCAGGUAAAAGCGGGUAAAAAGCGAACAAUCAGCACAUCAGCCGGAGCUGAGGAACAAAUGCAAGUGGACGAAGCCAGUGGCAUCGAAGGUGCACGCAAAACUCAAGCACCAAAAGCCAAACGAAAGAAGCCGGCCAAUGUUGAAAUCCGUAAAGUUCCAGUGCCAUCACACAGAUAUACCCCACUGAAGGACAACUGGUUGAAAAUCUUCGAGCCAUUGGUUGAGAAUUUGAAGUUGCAAGUGCGAUUCAAUAUGAAAGCGCGUCAAGUGGAAAUUCGAUUGAGCCCCGAAACACCAGACGUUUCAAAUCUACAGAAAGGUGCUGACUUCGUCAAGGCUUUUGUUUACGGUUUUGACAUCGAUGACGCAAUGGCUUUGCUCCGAUUGGAGGAUCUGUUCAUCGAAACAUUCGAAAUUAAAGAUGUAAAAACAUUGCGAGGUGAUCACGAAAAUCGUGCCGUCGGCCGAUUGGCUGGUAAAGGUGGUCGCACCAAAUUCACCAUCGAAAACGUUACAAAAACCCGUAUCGUUAUCGCCGACACCCGAAUCCACGUACUAGGAAGCUAUCAAAAUAUCCAAUUGGCUCGACGGGCUCUGUGUAAUUUAAUUCUUGGCUCACCGCCAAGCAAAGUCUACGGCAAUUUGCGCUCCGUUGCCAGUCGCGUAUCGGAAAGAAUCUAAUUUAAAAUUCGCUUUGAUGUGCACAGGGCACAUCAAAUUAUUCAAACUAAUUUUAAGUCCACUUGCAUUGUAUAAUUUUUAUGGAAUCGAAUAAAAUACAUAUUUAGAACAUAAA
This is a messenger RNA of Sitodiplosis mosellana (orange wheat blossom midge), 971 nucleotides long. RefSeq names its product RNA-binding protein pno1. Lineage: Eukaryota; Metazoa; Arthropoda; Insecta; Diptera; Cecidomyiidae. The coding region runs from base 113 to 856 and encodes 247 amino acids. Gene Ontology annotation, cellular component: nucleolus. The record is from RefSeq and is a predicted model, not a curated record. Gene Ontology annotation, molecular function: RNA binding. The transcript is spliced from 2 exons.